Aphis gossypii (cotton aphid) is the source of this 5471-nucleotide messenger RNA. RefSeq names its product octopamine receptor-like. Gene Ontology annotation, molecular function: G protein-coupled receptor activity. Lineage: Eukaryota; Metazoa; Arthropoda; Insecta; Hemiptera; Aphididae. The transcript is spliced from 10 exons. Gene Ontology annotation, cellular component: membrane. The coding region runs from base 510 to 1658 and encodes 382 amino acids. The record is from RefSeq and is a predicted model, not a curated record. Gene Ontology annotation, biological process: adenylate cyclase-activating adrenergic receptor signaling pathway.
GCGUUUAGACGCCACCGUUGUCGCUGUCGAUUACAGUCCGCCGAUGCGAACGAAACUUUGACGAAAAUCUCGGAAUGAUAAAUCGGAUCGUACGUAAGAUCCAAAACUGUGAUAUUAAUGUUGUGCUUGUUGGUUAUCAUUGUUAUAAUUUAAUUUAAUUGUUUCGUUAUUUAUUAUUAUAUUUCGACGGAAUAUAAUAUUUGGUGUCCGAGGUGAAGUAAACGGAUAUCUACUGCGAUAUUACUGCGGCCGGUAGUGAGGUAUUCAUAUUUUGGAGGAAGAAAGAGCAUUGUUAACACGAUCUCGGAGAUGAUGAAUCUGGGAUUUAAAAACACAUUGCGUGACAGAAACACUUCAGCAUUGCAGCUGAUAAGGAAAUUCGCCAUGAUAUUACCGUGGCCAUAAAAUUUGAGCAUAGCAAUGGAUCUUUAUUUAAGUAAUCAAGAACAACUACUCAAAAUUGGACAUCACAUUUAAUUCUAAAAGCUUAGUGGAUUUAAGGGUUCGCGAUGAACUCGUCGUUGGUAGGCAAUGACACAGUCAAAGGUUCUGUCAAUUCUACAACCAAUUCUACCAGUCCACAGGAUUUAUUCAAAGACAGACACCUAACCGACUACUUGUUGAUAGUGCUUUUCUGCCUUGUCAUAUUGACGACGGUGGUAGGUAACACGUUAAUUAUAUUCGCCGUUUUUACAACCAGGCGACUUCGGACAGUAACGAAUUACUUCGUGAUGUCGUUGGCUGUUGCUGAUUGGCUAGUGGGAACGUUUGUCAUGCCAAUAGCCGUCGUCUACCAUGUUACAGGCGAAUGGACAUUUGGACGUUUGAUAUGUGACAUUUGGGUCUCGUUGGACGUUUGUCUUUGUACUGCGUCGAUACUCAGCCUUUGCGCCAUUUCAAUCGACAGAUAUUUUGCCAUCACCAAACCUCUACGGUACUCAAAAAAACGGAGGUCCAAAAGACUGGCGUCGCUCAUGAUAUUAGUCGUAUGGCUGGUUUCGUUGGUCAUAACAUGUGCUCCACUUUUUGGAUGGUACGACGAAAAGCGACACAGCAGCGAUAUCUGCACCUAUAAUCAAAACAAGGUUUACGUAGUAUUCUCAGCAAUGGGCUCGUUUUUCUUGCCACUGAUUGUCGUCGUCUACGUGUAUUUAAAAAUAUCAUGUGUAAUCGCUGAAAGGCACAAUAAACUUGAAGCUCUCAAUGGACAAAAAUUAAAGAUAUCCCGGUACAGCCACGAAUCGAUGGAAAGACCGUCGGUGGAAAUGGACGAAAUCGUACGCGUCAGCUAUAAUGUCAGUUUGCGCAGAGGUGAUGAUUGCCGAGUUUCACUAAAGCGCGAGAAUAAAACAGCGCAGACGCUGUCCAUAGUGGUCGGCGGAUUCAUCGCCUGCUGGCUACCGUUCUUCAUCGUGUACCUGAUUACGCCAUUUUUGCCGGCGGGCACCAUACCGGAGGACAUGAUGAAGUGGCUCACGUGGCUGGGUUGGAUAAAUUCAGCAAUCAAUCCUUUUAUAUACGCGUUCGUCAGCCAGGACUUCAGGAUGGCAUUUUGGCGGUUGACGUGCAGCUACUGCACCGGGCACAAGCCCAACCCGAACACGCCACACAAUCGGUUCGUGAUCAGAUACAGUCAUUAUUCGAGGAACCAAGUCUAGACAAAUACGUCGUUCGAUCGUCUCUGAAACAACCAUGCGAUAUUUCGAUGAUUUAAACAUCUUAGACGAUGUAUAUGUAUAUAUUAUACAUUAUAUAUAUAUAUAUUAUACAGUGAAAUCUCGUUAAAACGGUGAUCUAUCUACGUACAACGAAUUUUUUCCUCGUUGACAUUACGUUGAUAUGCGGAAACGAAAUGUGUUUUUAAUGUUUUUAACAGGUACGAAUGUACAAAAUGUACAAUAUAUUUACUAUAAUAGUAAAACGAAAUUUCCUGUUUAAAUGUCGUCGAAUAAUCAUCAUACACGCUGAUAAAUCCCAAUCGCACACGACUUGUUUAAUAUUUUACUAAUAAUUCAUUACAUUAUUUUUUAUUAUUGUUAUUCUUGAGUUAAUUUUUAAAUUGUUACAAUUUCAGAGCUCACACAAUAAUAUUUUUCAUUAAAUAAUUUAAUAAAUUAUUGUAUUUAUCGGAUGUUUUAGAUUUUACUCAUACAAAACAAACGAUAGGUAAUAUAGAUAAAAAAAAAAUAAUAAUAUUUUUAUGUUUUUUACCGAUUAAUAAUAAUUUUCUAUGUAUUUUUUAUUAUCAAACAUUACUCAUAAUGAUUUACAUAAUGAUUUACCUUUGAAUAAUAAAUAAAAACUAUUCAAAUUAAUAUAUAGAUGUUUUCAUCAGCUAGCUAUAGAUACUAUUUAUUUAUUUUCAUAAAAUAUAUAUCAUGUUUAAAUAUCAUAUAAGUAGGUAGAUAAAAUUAAACAAGAUUCUUUUUUUCGGUUCCAUAAAAUCCGUUUUAACGAGGUUUUACAGAUUUUAUCUAUAUUAUAUAGUAUAAUAAUACGGUUUAUUUAAGUAGACAGCUAGUCAUAUUUGUGUGUUUAUGUAAUGUGUGUAUUUGUACGGUAUAUUGAACGCAGGGUUUGAUCACCAUUAAAUAAUACUGUAAAAUAGCACACUCGGUACCACUCUGGACACGAGAAAUUUUUUAAUGGAUUUACGUGCCACAUCCACUCUCCAGUCGAGUCGAUUCGUCGACCGACAUAUUAUUACUAUUACUAUUAUUAUUAUUACCGUCGCCGUUCAUGUUAUUAUUACUAUUAUUACUAUUGUUAUUGUUACGUCGGUCUUAUUUUAUUGUGGUAUGAAAAGUCGACGUACGCGAUAUUGUAUAUUAUAUAUACGAUACGAAUCAGAAGAGUCGAAAAACUAUAACACAGCAGCAGGGUCGAUUUCCUAGACGCAGCUAAUAAAUAAUUUACGGAAAGUAAAAAUUGAACCAAAACUAUAGUCAACAUAUCUCAAAGUUCAAGCAUUAAACACUUUUCUAUUUAACUAUUGUGUGCAUGACGUAUACGUUACUCGUUUAAAUCACAAAACGAGUAAUAAUUAUAUAUUAUAUAUAAAUUAUACUAAACCGAUAUAAAUAUUUUUGCUCAGUCUCAAUAAUUCGUGAUGAUGAUUUCUUUUUUUUUUUUGUCUGCUUUUAAGUUGUAGACUAAAUUAUGUUUAAAUUGUUUCGUUAACCUUGGAUGACAAUUCCGAUUAAACUGAGUAAUGGAAGAAAAUACGUAGUUUUUUUUCGGUUCUUCAUUAGAUUAAGUGCUAAAUAUUGUUUACUUUUGUUUUAGUCAACGAUUCACUAUUGCGGUGUUGUAUUGUAAUUUUUCUUACGAAAACUUAUUUACGAAGAAAUGAAAUUAUUGUGAAACUAUUAUUGUCCAUUAUUGUGGUAAGCGCUCUUGCUCUUGCGUGUAAACAAAUAUAAUAAUAUUUUUGAUUUUCUGAUAAAAUAUUUUAUGAAUUCGUCUCCUAAACGAUUGUGUGUAAAUAAAACGAUCGUUCAAAAUAAAACAAACAAAAUUGAUGAAAUUGACAAAGAAUAAUGAAUACAAAUUCAAACAUUAAGAAAUUAACUCGCAAUAAACACUAAACUAUACGAUUUUUCAAGAAUCAAUACAACUUGCUUAUAUAUUAUUAUUAGGUAUUUUAUUUCAUUAUUUAAUAUAGAUAUAUACAUAUUGCGAUAAAAAGUAUAAUAAAAUGGAGUUCUCUUUCAAACAUAUUUAUUCGCUCUUUGCACGUUUAUUCGUUUAUCCAUUUUAUAUUAUGCUAACCGAAUACUUUUAGCGGACGAUAGGCAUGCUUGUGUAUAAUAAGUUAAAAAAAUGUAAAUGUUAAAAACUCACUUGAAGACAUUUAUUUCGGUAUAAAGCGUACACAAUAAUAUUGCGGAAGGUUUGAAAUUAAUUACCCACGCUAAACAUAUUGUAUGUCAAGUCAACGUGAAAAAUACUGUUUGGACAUAAAUAAAUUAUUACAUUUAAUACAAUAUUUACAUUUUUUAUUUUAGACUUGACACAUUUACACAAAAAUAAUUUGAUUGAAUUCGUUAUACAUUAAAAUAUUUACUGACUUGUUUAUAUUUUACGAGCGAUAAAGUAUAGGCAUAAAUAUUCAAUGCAAUGAAAUGACAUAAAAUUAGUCACUUAAUAAAAUAUAAAAUGAAUUGUAGUAAAAAAAAAAAAAAAAUGGUUAGUUUAAAAAUUAAUGUAAUUUUGUGAUCACAAAGUAUCAUCUGAAUACAAACAAAUUACAUGUUGAAAAAUGGUAUUAAAUUUAUUAUACACGUUAGAAGAUAUUUUAUUAUAAUAUUAUAAAUACAAUUUCAACAUACAAAUCACCAUACUCAAAUCAUUGUGAAAGAAAGAAUUUUUUUUUUUAUUUUGCAAAUUUAAAUCUUCUAUUACAAGUAUGUGCUUGUAAUAAUGCGUAAGGGUGUUAAGUAAUAUCGAUUUACUCGUAUUUUUAAAAUUCAUGAAAUAAUAAUUAAAUGUUUUAAUCAACGAAUUACUUGUUUAUCAGUAUUUUUUUUUUUUUUUUAAUACGAUUAAAAUGUUAAUAAUACAUUACACAAAUUAUAUACGUUUAUAUACGUUUACAAAUUAUAAAAUAAUAUAAAAACUUCAAGUGUUUGAAAAUCAAUCAAUCCCUAAAUAAUAAAAAUUAAAAUUAAAAGCGCUUCAAAAAAUUUAACCAGUAGAGAAAUAAUUUGAUUAAUAACUUCUUUACGACAACACAACAACACCAAAACAGGAAUCUAAUUAGUUUUCUAAUUAUUUUUUUGAUUUCUUAAAUUCAAUGACUAUAAUAUAUUAAUUCAAUUCUUGCUAUGCUUAUCAACGUAUUAUCAAAAUAAUUUAAAAAUUACUAAAAUGUACUUUACGAUGCUUCCUUUACCGAAUUUCGAUUCAAAAUUUAAUAAAAAUCGUAAUUUUAAAAGUAGUUAAACUAAUUACAAUUUUAAUAACUACAUCAAUCUAAAAUUUAUAAACAAAAAAACUAUUAAAACAUUAUUAUAAUUUCGCAUCAAAUUAGCAGUUAAUUUCGACUGUUAUAAGUUCGUGAAGAAUGGAUACUUUCAGCUGACUUAUAGGCAAUUGCAAUGACACAAUAAUAUGGUCUAUGUUUUACAAUAAAUAUAAGUAAUAUAACUAUCUAGUCACUAAGUUAAGUAUGAUAAAUAUUGAUUUUGAUAAACUUAUUGUUUUCAAAUAAUACUGUGAGUCGUAAUAAUAUAAUUUUUACUGUUUAGUUACCUAUGAUCGAGCAAGGCAGAUUAAUACCUUUAGAUACCUAUGCACGACUACCUACUAUUACCAUUACUCAGUAUUGGAAUUGUUGGAAAGGAAAAACUAUCAUUUUUAUUUAUUAAACCGAUGAUGAAAUUUAUAACGAGUCAGUUUUUAUUAAUUAAAAAUGCAUACAUUUCAGAAAACAUAAUAUGCAGUCGUUAAAUUUUUAAUAAAAUAUACAA